CUGCCCCCUCCUUACUGCGCCAGUGAGGUCCCGGGGGUUGAAGGUCCAAGGGUUUGGGGGCCCGAGCGGUUGGUGGCUCCGCGGUCCGGUGGCUACGAGGUCCUAGCAGCGGGGCGAGCAGAGCCGUAGCGGUCGCGGCACCCAGCGACGCGGCAAGGCAGCCCUCGGCGCCCCCCCCCCCCCCGCCCGCCCCGGCCCGGCCCAGCCAGCCCCACCAUGAAAGCCAUCAGCCCGGUGCGGUCCGUGAGGAGCUGCUACGAGGCCGUGUGCUGCCUCUCGGACCAGAGCCUGGCCAUCGCCCGGGGCAGCAGCAACAAGAGCCCGGCGCUGGAGGAGCCCAUGAACCUGCUCUACGACAUGAACGACUGCUACUCCAAGCUGCGGGAGCUGGUGCCGGGCAUCCCGCAGGGCACCAAGAUGAGCCAGGUGGAGAUCCUCCAGCACGUCAUCGACUACAUCUUCGACCUGCAGAUCGUGCUGGAGGAAGAGGCCAAGGGCCGCGACCCUUCCUCCGAGGCCACCCUGCUGUCCCUCAAGGCAGCCGAGCUCGCCUCUGAACUCUGCUCCAAAGACGAGAGAAGUUUGUGUCACUAACGCCUCCUCCACCAGCAAACACGCAGCGAGUGUCGGUUCCUGAUUCGUUAUCAGCCGGAGGUAAAUAGCAGCUUCCUCUGCGGCGCCAGCCUGUCUGCGGACCUGCCUCUGAUGUGCCGGCGGAGUGACAGGGCCCUUUCUCUGUCCCCGUGUCCCCCCCCCCCCCCCCCCCGCCGCCCGGGCGCCCGCAG
This is a messenger RNA of Rhea pennata, 785 nucleotides long. RefSeq names its product inhibitor of DNA binding 3 (gene ID3). The coding region runs from base 217 to 594 and encodes 125 amino acids. The record is from RefSeq and is a predicted model, not a curated record. Gene Ontology annotation, molecular function: protein dimerization activity; transcription regulator activity. Gene Ontology annotation, cellular component: cytoplasm; nucleus. The transcript is spliced from 3 exons. Gene Ontology annotation, biological process: circadian regulation of gene expression; negative regulation of transcription by RNA polymerase II; cell differentiation. Lineage: Eukaryota; Metazoa; Chordata; Aves; Rheiformes; Rheidae.